Glycine soja is the source of this 1409-nucleotide messenger RNA. Its product is annotated as protein CUP-SHAPED COTYLEDON 3-like. Gene Ontology annotation, molecular function: DNA binding. The coding region runs from base 190 to 1314 and encodes 374 amino acids. The transcript is spliced from 3 exons. NCBI's taxonomy places the organism in Eukaryota, Viridiplantae, Streptophyta, Magnoliopsida, Fabales, Fabaceae. Gene Ontology annotation, biological process: regulation of DNA-templated transcription. The record is from RefSeq and is a predicted model, not a curated record.
AUCUGUAUGUCCACGUUGAGGUUCAUACGUAUACCUGUUCACCUGUUGUGUUCGAUCGAUCUAUUCUGCUCCUCCCCUCUUUUUCAGAACUCCCUUUAAAACAUUCAUUAUAUAUAUAUCAAUCACUCCAACAACCCCUUUACCUCAUCCAAUAUUGUUUUCCUCUUUGCACAAAAAAGAAAAAGGGUCAUGUUGGCAAUGGAAGAACUACUGUGUGAACUUAGUGAUCAUGAAAGGAGAAACGAGCAAGGUCUGCCACCGGGUUUCAGGUUUCACCCCACUGAUGAAGAACUUGUAACCUUUUACUUGGCUUCAAAGGUCUUUAAUGGCACCUUCUCUAACGUCAAGUUUGCUGAGGUUGACCUCAAUAGAUGUGAGCCUUGGGAACUUCCAGAUGUGGCAAAGAUGGGGGAGAGAGAGUGGUAUCUGUUCAGCUUGAGGGACAGAAAAUACCCAACUGGGCUAAGAACAAACAGAGCAACCGGAGCUGGGUACUGGAAAGCCACUGGGAAGGACAAGGAAGUGUACAGUGCAUCCAGUGGAACCCUACUUGGAAUGAAGAAGACCCUUGUUUUCUACAAAGGCAGGGCCCCUCGUGGUGAAAAGACCAAAUGGGUCAUGCACGAGUACCGUUUGGUUUUGGAUGCUCACUUUUCCCUUCCCCACACUCACCCCUCUAAGGAGGAGUGGGUUAUAUGCAGGAUAUUUCAUAAAUCUGGGGAAAAGAGAAGUCCAGUGCUCCAAGUCCAUGGACAUUCAGAUGCUUCUUCGUCCCCAAGAGAAAGUGCUUUACCUCCAUUACUUGCAAGCCCAAGUUGCUUUACAUUUGAUCCAGAAUCUCAAUCCCAAAGUUCAUCUCAUUCUCAGCGAGACUUCCAAAGCCCGGUUCUGAUUCACCACCAAGACCAAAAUGGCCACUCUCAUAACCCUCGUCUUUUCCCAUUAGAAAUCACCAACGCCAGAAACCACCCAUCAUCAUUUUCGGACCUAUUCUUCAAGCCCCUCCAGCAGAAUUGCACCCUGAAGACCAACGAACAAACUAUUCUUCCAAAAGUAACCAAAACGGAGGACGCUACAUUCUAUGAUCAAUAUCAUCAAUUACUAGAUGACCAUAAUAACAUGCACUGGGUGAACAAGUUGAAUCAAAAUCCAAGCAAUUUACUCAACACUUUCCCUUUUGAGGUGGAUGCUGGCUUGAUGGCAUUCUCAGGAGCUGCAAAUGCUCAAGUUAGGGACAUAUCCACUUCAACACCCUUUAAUAGGGUAGGCUUGCAGCAGACGCUAGAUUCUUGGCCUCUGGCCCAGCAUGUUUGAAAUAUGUGUGUGUGUGUAUAUAUGUAAUAAUUACUGUUCUAUAAACAGACCCCUAUUAAUGUGUUUGAACUCUACAUAGCAUAUGAUUAAUUAAA